AUGAGCCUUCUGUCGCUGCUCGGCGCGCUCGUCGUGCUCGUCCCCGUGCUCUACAUGUACACUGUCUCCGUCGUCGGCGGGCGGUUUCCGACCUUGCGCAACAAGCGCAUCUGCCUCCUGAUUGCCCACCCGGACGACGAGGCCAUGUUCUUUGCGCCCUCGGUGCUCGCGCUCACGCGGCCCGAGACCGGCAACCACGUCAAAAUCCUGUGCUUGAGCAGCGGCAACGCCGAGGGGCUCGGCGAGACGCGCAAGCGCGAGCUCGUCAAGAGCGCCAUGACGCUGGGGCUGCGCCACGAGGACGACGUCUUUGUCGUCGACAGCCCCGACUUCCCGGACAGCAUGACCACCGAGUGGGACAGCCAGACGAUUGCAACGCUGCUGGCGAGCGCGUUUACGCCGCCGGGCCCGGGUGCGCCGGACCAGCCGCCCGCCGCCACCAUUGACGUCCUCCUGACGUUUGACGACCGCGGCGUCUCGGGCCACCCCAACCACAUUUCCCUGUACCGCGGCGCGCGCCGGUUCGUCGCCUCCUUGGUGCAGGGCAAACCCGGCUGGCGCCCGCCCGUGGACCUGUACACCUUGACAACGGUGUCGCUGCUCCGCAAGUACACGUGGGUCUUUGACCUGCUGCCGACGGUCGUCUCGUGGGGGCUGCGGCUGGGGUCCAAGGGCACGAGCGCGGCCAAGAUCAAGGAGCACCCGCCGGCGCUGGUGUACUUGGCGGACCUGAACCCGACGGCGACGGGCGGCGGUCUGGGCACGGCGUGGCGGGCCAUGACGACGGCGCACCAGAGCCAGAUGGUGUGGUUCCGGUAUGGAUGGAUUGCGCUCAGCCGGUACAUGGUGAUGAACGACCUGCAGCUGCAGCACAGCUUUGGCCCGAACGACAUGAAGAAGCCAUAG
Sporothrix brasiliensis 5110 is the source of this 906-nucleotide messenger RNA. RefSeq names its product N-acetylglucosaminylphosphatidylinositol deacetylase. Gene Ontology annotation, molecular function: N-acetylglucosaminylphosphatidylinositol deacetylase activity. Gene Ontology annotation, biological process: GPI anchor biosynthetic process. Gene Ontology annotation, cellular component: endoplasmic reticulum. Bases 1 to 906 code for a protein of 301 amino acids. The record is from RefSeq and is a predicted model, not a curated record. The transcript has 2 exons. Lineage: Eukaryota; Fungi; Ascomycota; Sordariomycetes; Ophiostomatales; Ophiostomataceae.